Prunus armeniaca (apricot) is the source of this 1653-nucleotide messenger RNA. The record is from the annotation of a GenBank genome assembly. NCBI's taxonomy places the organism in Eukaryota, Viridiplantae, Streptophyta, Magnoliopsida, Rosales, Rosaceae.
AUGAUGAAAGGUUUGAUGGGGGAUGAGAAUAUGUCCAAUUUGACCUGUGCAUCUGGUGAUUUAAGUGCUUCCAAUUCAAGUAUCAGAAAUGAGUCAUCAUCAGCUGGCACACUGUACCCUCAGCAGCAAUCCUCAUCAGCAAAUGAUAUUCAGCAGCCGCAGCAGCCACCACCGCCAAAGAAGAAGAGAAAUCUUCCAGGCAACCCAGACCCAGAUGCUGAAGUGAUAGCCUUGUCUCCCAAAUCACUCAUGGCAACAAAUAGAUUCCUAUGUGAGAUCUGCAACAAAGGUUUUCAGAGAGAACAGAACCUUCAGCUUCAUAGAAGAGGGCACAAUUUGCCAUGGAAGCUAAAACAAAGGACAAACAAGGAGGUGAGGAAGAAGGUGUAUCUGUGCCCAGAACCAACAUGUGUCCACCAUGACCCAUCAAGGGCACUUGGGGACCUCACCGGGAUCAAGAAGCACUUCUGUAGAAAGCAUGGUGAGAAGAAGUGGAAGUGUGAGAAAUGCUCAAAGCGCUAUGCGGUUCAGUCAGAUUGGAAAGCUCACUCCAAGAUCUGUGGCACAAGGGAGUAUAGAUGUGACUGUGGAACCCUUUUCUCUAGGAGGGACAGUUUCAUCACCCACAGAGCCUUCUGUGAUGCUUUAGCACAAGAGAACAGUACAAGCACUGCAGCUAGAUCAGCAAUGCCAGCUUCAAUAAACCCUCUUCUCUCCUCUCUCCCCCAACUCCAUACCCAUGGCCUCCAAGGUCUCUCAGUGAAGAGAGAGCAAGACCAGCAGCAGCAGCUACUUCCGCCAUGGCUCUCUUGCUUGCCCGAAGGCGAAGCCACCGCUCCAUCCGGCCUUCCUUCCAUGAACAUGUCCUCACCAUUAUUCUCCGCUUCCUCAUUCCAGCACUAUUAUUCUUUUGAUCAUCAAAACCCUAACCCUAGCAGCAGCUCCACCACCACACUCCCUGAUUUCCAGCAACCCCAUACAGCUUCUCCUCACAUGUCUGCCACUGCUUUGCUUCAAAAGGCUUCAGAGAUGGGUGCCACAAUCAGCAAGCCUUCCCAUUCCCCAAUGUUUCUCAAACCACCCAGCCACCAAGCUCACGUGUCCAAUGAAGCAUUCGAUGAUGGGUUUGGGAGCAAUGAUAAUAAAUCUUCUCUUUUGCAUGAUAUGAUGAUGAUGAGUAAUAGCUUUGGAGAUCAACAAGUUUCAUCAGCGUUUGGAGAUCAUCGCCAGGCUUUCAAUGGGAUUAUGGUGGACGGUAAUAAUAAUUUUGUUGAGAUUAACAACAAUAAUAAUAAUAUUAAUCCUCCGAAGAAUUACAAAAGCAUGGAAUUAGCGCAACUUGGGAGGAGUGGUACUGAUAACAACAAUAACGAUGAGGGCUUGACAAGAGAUUUCUUGGGUCUUCGAGCACCAUUUUCUUCAUCCGCGGCGGCGGCAGCAGCAGCAUCCCAUGGCCAUGGGGACUUUUUCAAUAUUAAUAUGGCCGGGCUUAAUCACCAUGUCAAUUCUUCUUCUUCUUCAGCUUACAAUGGACAGCAGAGUGAUCACCAGAACCAAACAUCAUGGCAAGUUUUUGAGCAGAAUGUGAUGAUAAAGCCUAUGAGGGCGCUGAGAAAAGAUUCGAGAACAGUACUGCACAGCACUGAUCAGUGA